Molecule: messenger RNA, 5795 nt
Organism: Aethalodelphis obliquidens (Pacific white-sided dolphin)
Lineage: Eukaryota; Metazoa; Chordata; Mammalia; Artiodactyla; Delphinidae
Gene: ZXDC
Product: ZXD family zinc finger C
Exons: 10
Coding region: 40-2703 (887 amino acids)
Biological process (GO): regulation of transcription by RNA polymerase II
Cellular component (GO): nucleus
Molecular function (GO): transcription coregulator activity
Source: RefSeq, a predicted model, not a curated record
UUUCCGGCGAGGCGGUGGCUGGACGCGCAGCGGCCCAAGAUGGACGCGCCGGCGCUGCUCGCCGCUGCGGCCCCGGCCCCACGCGGACCCCAGCUCGGCGGCGGCCCCGGCCGGACCCGCAGAACCCCGGGCUCAGCGCACCGCCGGCUGCUGCUGCUGCGGGACCCAGAGGACGGCGCGCAGGGGCCGCGGCGCGGGGAGGCCCGGCCGGCGGGCCCCGGCGGCGGCGACUCCUUCGUGGUGCUGCUGGAAGUGGCGCGCGGCGCGGCCGAAGCCCCGGGGCGGCGGGAGACCGAGCCCCAGCCCGGCGCCGCCGCGAGCCCGGCCGGCCGCCCUGCGCAGGUCCCCGGCGCCGCGCCUCUCGUGGGCCCCCGGGCCGCCGGCGGCCAGGACCUGCUGGUGCACCUGGAGCGUGGCGUCCUCGCGCUGGCCGCGCCGUCCCGGCGUCCGCCGCCCGGCCAGGAGGCCGCCAGCCCGGCAGGGGCCCGCCGCGCGUCCGCCGGCCCCGGCUACCGCUGCCCCGAGCCGCAGUGCGCGCUCGCCUUCGCCAAGAAGCACCAGCUCCAGGUGCACCUGCUGACGCACGGCGGCGGCCAGGGCCGGCGGCCCUUCAAGUGCCCGCUGGACGGCUGCGGCUGGGCCUUCACCACGUCGUACAAGCUCAAGCGGCACUUGCAGUCGCACGACAAGCUGCGGCCUUUCGGCUGCCCGGUGGGCGGCUGCGGCAAGAAGUUCACCACCGUGUACAACCUCAGGGCGCACAUGAAGGGCCACGAGCAGGAGAGCCUGUUUAAGUGCGAGGUGUGCGCCGAGCGCUUCCCCACGCACGCCAAGCUCAGCUCGCACCAGCGCAGCCACUUCGAGCCCGAGCGGCCCUACAAGUGCGACUUUCCCGGCUGUGAGAAGACGUUCAUCACAGUGAGCGCUCUGUUCUCCCAUAACCGGGCCCACUUCAGGGAACAGGAACUCUUUUCUUGCUCCUUCCCUGGAUGCAGCAAACAGUAUGACAAAGCCUGUCGUCUGAAGAUCCACCUGAGGAGCCAUACAGGCGAGAGACCUUUCAUCUGUGACUCUGACAGCUGUGGCUGGACCUUCACCAGCAUGUCUAAGCUCCUGAGGCACAAAAGGAAGCACGAUGAGGACCGCCGCUUCCCCUGCCCCGUCGAGGGCUGCGGGAAGUCGUUCACCAGGGCCGAGCACCUCAAGGGCCACAGCGUCACCCACCUGGGCACCAAGCCCUUCGCGUGUCCUGUGGAAGGGUGCUGUGCCAGGUUCUCCGCGCGGAGCAGCCUUUACAUCCACUCCAAGAAGCACCUGCAGGACGUGGCCGCUACGAAGAGCAGGUGCCCGGUGUCCAGCUGCCACAGGCUCUUUGCUUCCAAGCACAGCGUGAAGGCCCACGUGAUCAGGCAGCACCACCGGCACCCAGACCUCUUCCCUCCGCUGGGAGCUCCAAGCGCGCUCGCGCCCAGCAGUGACCUCAGCAGCCCCGGUCAGAGUGAGUUCAGCAGCGUGGACCUGGCGGUCCUCUUCUCCGACACGCCUGGCGACAGCGGUGGUGCCCCCAGGACCUCCGACGAGGCGCUCCGCACUGGAAUCCUGACUGUCGACGUGACUUCUGUGAGCGCCUCUCUCGGGGGGGGCCUCCCUGCCAGUCAGGCUGCCUCAGGGCCCAUGGGCCCCCUGGUCUUGGUGGCCCACAGUGACGUCCCACUGGGCCCGGACAGGCCCCUCGUCCUCGGGACGGCAGCCACGGUUCUCCAGCAGGGCAACCUCGCUGCAGGUGACGUGCAGGCCGUGGACCCAGGGGCGCUGGGCUGUCUGGUGGCUCUGCCCAUGAAGAGCUUGAGUCAGGACCCCCAGGCUUUGACCUCUGCGAGCGGCCCCCAGGGAGACAGCAGUGCCCCGGAGCUGCUGGUUCCCAUCAAAGUGGAACCAGACUCGGCCCCCGACCCCGACGCCGUCAGACAGCAGGCGUGGAGCGGAGGGGCGCCGCGGCCUGUGGAGUCCAGCCCUGCAGAGGAGCUCGGACCUCGGAAAGACGCGGGACUUGGUGCAGGGACCGGCGGCUUCUACUUGCUGUGUGACGUGGGCCAGCCUGGCGUCUGUGAGCCCAGAAGGCGCGUGGCGAAGGGGCCGCAGGAAGGCGGGGGCUCAGCAAGAACUGAUUCCCGAGCCAUUCAACUAGCCAAGGAAAAAAAGCAGAGAGGAGCUGGGAGCCACACAGGAGCCACGGGGCCCGCACUGAGCACAGGAGAAGGUGACGUCCCUGCCGGCCCGGGAGCCUGGCUGUGGGGCAGCCUCGCAGUGCCCGGUGUGGCUCUGCCGUGCGUCCAGGUCCAGCUGCUGCAGGUACAGCAGGAUCGUCACCUGUCACGAGGUGAGCAGACACAAGGUGAUGAUGGCCGAGGAGAAAGCCCGUGUCACCAAGAAACCAGCAGAUCGCAAGAGCGGACACCACGGUGGACACAUCCACCCCAGGCCCUCCCUGGGCUCCUCUCAGGUGUGCUGCGCAGCUCGGAGGCCGCGCACCGCCUCGGAGACUCAGACGGACUUCCCGGAGGCCCGCCCGGGGCAGCUCCGGACAGCUGGCCCUUCGUGGAGGCACCUCAAGCCCUGGUCAGGUCCCAGGUUCCCGCAGCCACUGCUCUGGACAGUCUCCCAGGCUCCCCAGCCUGUCCUUCAGGGUCACGGACACGCUGACGCCACCCUCAUGGGAGUGCCCACCGGAGCCCACCAUUACCCUGCAGAGGCCCCAGCCCUCCCAGCUAGAGUCUCGGAAAACGGCCUGACUGAAGUCCACAUGUGCCUGUAGCAGUGCGUCUUAAUCACGCCCUUGGGCUUGGAUGGACUGACUGGACUUCAGAAGGUGGGGACUGUGUCUUGCGUGUCCAGGGACCUCUCCCAGGAUGGGACCCCAGGGGCCAUCGUUACCUGGACCAGGCCCGCCAGCAGGUAGAGCCCCACGAAGGUUUUGUCGUUUGGGACUGACUGGCCUUCCACCAGGUAGAUGAUGGAGAAGAAGAUCAGGUGGCCUGGAACCACCAGGAAGAGCAGGACGCGGGCCGACGUGGAGUUGAUUUCUGGAAGAAACAGAGCAGGGGAGGUAGCGUGAGCUGCUGGCAGUGAGGCGCCCACGGCCCCUCAUCCUGCUGCCUGUGCUUACGGAGCAGCUGCGUGUGCAGCGUGUCUAGCGACGGGGAUGAGGCCUGUCAUUGCCUUGGGAGCUGACGUCGUAGGGAAGAGAGAAAAACCAGCAUCAAGUAGCAGAAACAAAAGUCAUUUCUAAACCUGACGGGUACUAGGCGGAAGGCUGACCGGGCUCAAGUGGUGGGGAGUGGCGGUGGGACGCCGAGGCCCCGGGCGGAGGAAGGAGGACGUGCAGGGCUUCGGGGCGCCCGUCAGCACACUCUCCUCAGUGUCUGUGCUCAUGGGUUUGAGACGCUGCGCGAAAUGGGAUUUCACAGUUUACAACCGCCGUGAAACCACCCGUGGGGACACGACAGCUUCUCAGGCAGAAAUGAGGAACUGCAGUGAGAAGUCCGUCUCCGUUUCCUUCUGAGUUAACCAUAAAGCGUUUCAUCAGCUAAAGAAAGAAAAGGAGGACAAAUCAAACGUAACUACGAAGUCUACCGUAAGAUAACUUGUAGCGAGAGGGUGAGGACGCACAAGAGCAACAGAACGUUCGUGGUGAAAAUUCAGAUGAGGGCUAACUUGAAAAAGAUGAAUUUUUUUAAAAACUUACAAAGGCAAGAGCAAAAUAGUUAUUACUAUUGGCAGCCGGCAUUAAAACUCAAGAAAAUCUACAGAAAGACUAAACAGCGAGAAUUCAGUAAAAUAUGUGCUGCUACAGACUGAAUACCUGCUUUCCCCCCAAAUCCAUAAGUUGUGACCUGACCCCCAAUGAUGGUGUCGGGAGGUGGUCAGGUGCCCCCAUGAGUGAAGGGCCCCCGAAGACCUCCCUCACCCCCUUCUUCCCUGUCUGUGGAUCAGGAGGCCGGGCCUCACCAGUGCUGGUGCCCUGACCUUGGAUGUCCAGCCUCCAGAGCUGUGAGAAACGUGUUGUUUAUAAGCCCCCAGUCUGUGACUCUAAGACAGGUGCACGCUGAAAUACAUGCAGUACAGGGUAAAGAGCCUUUCUAUAUACAGAUGACAAGUCAGAAAAUAUACGGGGACUCCCCACUUUAGACAAGGUGAGGCAGACACACUUCCUGUCCCUCUCACCACUCAUCCAACAGCCCUGGACGUCAUAUGAAACGAACAUAAGAUUCUGCAAGGUGGAGGGACGAGGCGGGCUGGCCAGGGCUCCGCGGCCCAGGGAGCAGCACGAGGUGAGGUCCCUGAGCUGCUGCCUUGCAUCCCAGACCAGAUGCUAGGGAGUCAGAACGCGAACGGUCAGUGGCCCUGGAAGACAACUCGGCACGAGCCCUCCCCGUCCUGUCCUGGCCCUGGAGAUGAGAGGCUGGAGUUUGGGGGGGUAGCCAGGCCCCCUCCCUCCUGGCCAGGCGGGGGCAGAGGAAUAGGACUUGAAAAGUAACAAAAGACACGACACGGCAUUGGGUCCCCAGUUCUCAGAACAGACUCUGUGGUCCUUCCUCAACCUUCAGGCCCAGGAGGACCAGCGCCUGCCCCUCGGGGCCUCGCCCCAGCCCCCCCGCCCCCGCUCGUCCUCAGCGGGGAUGCCUCCCGCCAGCCUUUCCGAGGCCCUUCUGCGCACAGCACGACUUGGAAUCCCGUGUGCGUCUGCUCUGCUGGAGCGUGUCUGUCCCCAGGGGUAGGAUCGGCUCCUCCAUCUCUCACAGUACCUGGAGAUGGUCGGUGUGCCUCUGGCUGAGCAAACGGACCGGUGAAGGCCACGUUGGCACGUCGGGGCUGGGCUGAGGGGUCUGCUGCCACAGACACCAGAUUCUUAAAGAAACGGCCACGUGGCCUCUGGAAGACCCCAGACCCACCUGAGCUGCAGAACGUGGAGCGGGGGUUAGGCCAGCGUUUUUUCAUCCAGAGGGGCAGGACCCCAGGUGUGCUCCACAGGUGCAGGUACGUGGAGAUCCGGCUGGUCUGAAUGGCCACCAGGUUGCCACCAACACCUGCAAAGAGAAAGAAUCUGGUUUCUCCUUUUUUAUACCAGUCUCUGAGUUCUAUCCCUUAUUUUAAGUCCAGCUCCUCCAGGAAGCCUUCCUUGACUGGUCCAGCCCUUGAUUUCUUUUCUUUCCCUCCCACUUGCCCACAGAUCUCGUGUCUGGCACCAGGUAUCAAGGUAAUAGCUGCAUCACCUUGACAGCUGGCAGCUCUUAAGGAGAAGGAGGUGUGAUGGGGGAGGGAGGGAGGGAAGUGGGUGGGGAGGUCUCAGGAAGCCACUCAAGGAAGGAACUUUUCACCUCAAGGCGGGAAGGAGAGGAAAGAGGGCCGAGAGUGAGGGGAGGGAGGGUUGUGUGGCAGCCGAGCUGGGGCUCAUUGGCGGGGGGGGGGGCUCUUGGCGUCCUGGGGAGCUGACCGUGGCCAGCUCUGCUGGGGCCCCAGGCCCCAGUGACAAAGGCCCCUCGGAGCCCCUCCAGGCAGAGAGCGGGGCCUGCCCCUGGCAACUGUCCCCUUUAGAGGGCGGUUGGGUGGCCCACUGCCUCAUCCCUAUGGAGGAUGACCCCUAACUGGGCCAGAUGUGCCCCAGCUGCUCCAGAGGAUGCAAAGAAUGGCCAUGGGCAGAGGGUGACUGCAGAUCUAUUUUGCUUAGCCCACGAUGAUUUAUAAAAACAAAAAGGAAAAAAUAAAUUGGCGGCCUUUCCACAUGAGGCCCUUAA